Molecule: messenger RNA, 1320 nt
Organism: Solanum stenotomum
Lineage: Eukaryota; Viridiplantae; Streptophyta; Magnoliopsida; Solanales; Solanaceae
Exons: 10
Coding region: 1-915 (304 amino acids)
Biological process (GO): NADPH regeneration
Cellular component (GO): cytoplasm
Molecular function (GO): oxidoreductase activity
Source: RefSeq, a predicted model, not a curated record
AUGGUCUGGGAGCUCAGCAAAAUUUACACUCAGGAAAGAUCUACUGAAGAUAUUUAUCUCUCUCCUCCGUAUAUUACCAGAGUUUGGCAUGCUCCUUCUGUAGCUAUCCAUGUGAAAGAGACAUUGAUAGUGAGAGAGGAUUUGGUUGAUUGGUCUAUUUAUACAGCUGUGGACGAGGCUGAAAAAGCAUUGACUCACUAUAAUUCUCUUAGCGCCACAUUGACUCAGCAACCAAUAUGGGCCGUUGCAGAAAAUUAUCGCUUUGAACCUGCCUUCAUUGAGGGCAAGAAGUUAAUUUCUGAAAUUGGAGAAAUGAUGAAUAUCCAAAUAAUUGUUGAAGGAGCAAUGAACAGCUCAAAUCCCUACUUUGCUAGCUCCUGGAGACGCCAGUUUGUUGGUGGUUUCAUUCUAGACAUGGGUGUACAUUUUGUAGCUGGACUUAGGAUGCUUGUUGGAUGUGAGAUUACAUCAUUGUCAUCCAUGAAUUCUCAUGUGGAUAAGACUUUGCCUCCUCCGGAUAACAUCUCGUCAAUGUUUCAACUGGAGAAUGGGUGUUCCGGAGUUUUUGUGAUGGUGGUAUCUUCGAAGUCACCAAAGGUAAUCUGGCGAGUUGUGGGUUUAAACGGAGUGCUGCAAGUUGACCGUGGUAACAAGGAUGGAAAGCAUGGCUACUCGGUUUCCCUACAUAUGGCUGAUGGUCAAAGCAAGAGCUUCUUUUAUCCGUUUAGCGGGGUCACUGAUGAACUGAAAACAUUUCUAUCAGAUGUAUCAACGGCCAACCUGAAGAAGGACCAUAGCUCCCACAUCGAUCCUCGUCUCUCAUUUGCUGAAGGUGCUCGUGAUGUUGCUGUUUUGGACGCGAUGCUCGAAUCAGGAAAGAGACAAGGAGCUCUGGUUCAAGUAAAAAAGUUCUAAUUUUACGCAGGCCUUACGCUCCUUAAAUAUGUCAUGCACAUGAUUCUUGAUCUUCGUACCAUGAAGUGAAUACGCUACUGGAAAAAACCGAUUGAUUAUCCGAGGCUACAUAACGAAAAGAAGAAGAAGGAUCGAUCGAAGAUCACUGUCUCUCUUCUGUGAGCUACAUCUUGGUUUCAUCAUCUUGUUAUCUAUAAACUCGACUAGUAGUUUACCGGAUAAAUUGAUUUGUCGGGCGUUCCUGGCCCACCUAGCGAAACAUGUGGUUUCGUGGUUAUGACCAGCUAAGGCUAAAGUUCCAUUAAAGGGAGUUUUGAUUCCUUGGUUAGAGCCAUUGUACUCUUUUUGACCUUAUUUUAACAUCUUUGGUAGUUGAAUGAUCAGUAAUAUCAUUUAAACCCUCAA